AUGGCGGCGUCGAUUUCUGAGGCCACGAAAAAGACCAACGACAAAAUGCAAGCCACUGCCAUUCAAGCCGCCAGGAAAGCUUAUGCCGUCGCCGCCGCCGCCGCCACCGCUCAUGCUCUUUACAUCGUCACCACCACUCCUCAGGUCAUGGCUCCUCAGGUCGCCGCUCCUCAGAUCGCGGCUCCUCAGCUCGCGGCUCCUCAGAUCACGGCUCCUCAGCUCGCGGCUCCUCAGGUUGCCGCUCCUCCUGCCGCUGCUCCUCCUGACCCCCUUCCUGCCCCUGACGAACCUGUUCAAGAUGACAAUGCAGCUGCCGAGUUCACUGAUGAUGUAGCUGCAGCAUCUUCAGACGAGGAUGUCGAAGAUGUAGUUCCUGGUCCUCCCUGGUCAUGGGUGAAUGCACGGAACCUAGCAAUGCUUAUGGUUGAUGUCUUUGCACUAGACUUCACAAGUCCGGCAGAGAAAAUCCAGCGCUGCGGCCCUCCCCGACCAGAUCUUCAGAUUUGA
Laetiporus sulphureus 93-53 is the source of this 507-nucleotide messenger RNA. RefSeq lists its product as uncharacterized. Bases 1 to 507 code for a protein of 168 amino acids. The transcript is spliced from 3 exons. The record is from RefSeq and is a predicted model, not a curated record. Lineage: Eukaryota; Fungi; Basidiomycota; Agaricomycetes; Polyporales; Laetiporaceae.